AUGUCAUAUCCUGUUGUAGAUGAUCCUUUAUCAAAUAAUACUGCAAGAUUAUCCAUUUCACAAAUUGAUGUAGAAGAAGAAAAUCCAAGGUCAAGAGUUAAAGAAUUAUUAACAAAUAAUGAAACAUAUCCUUUAGAAAGGAUAAGUUCAGCAAUAUCAUUAGAAUCAGUAGCAGAAGAUGAUGAAAAUACUUUAAAUUCAAAAAAUGAUUCCAAACUGAGUCCCAAAAAAAUCUUAAAACAAAAGAGAAGAAGAUCAUCAAAUCAAUCUUUAAAUUCAAAUACACCACCAGUUAAAAAGGAAAAAAAAUUACAUAAAAAGAAACUAAAGAAACAAUGGGGAAUACCAAGUAUUGAAUUUCAACCUACUAAAGAACACAUUAAUAAUGAAAAUUCAAAAAGAUUUCCAUUAAGAAAUAUAAGAUCAUUAAUUUUACAUAUUUUUAAUGUACCGACGGGACAAGGAAUUAAAUGGUGUAAAACUCAAAAUAUUGAAAAAAUUAAAAAUGUGGUAAUUGUUUCUGUUAAUGGAUUAGAUAUAGAACCAACUGAUAUAAAUGAAACAAAUUCAAAAAAUACAAUCCAAAAAGUACCAAUACAAAAUUUAAAUUUAAAUGAGGAAUUAUCAUUUUUUAAAGAAACCUUUGCAGAAGCUAUACAAUGUAUGUCUCCUGGUGGGAAAGAUUCAAUCUAUCAAACAUUGGAUUCUAUAUGUAACAUACCUUUAUCAAAGAAUGAGAGAAAAGUCAUUUUAGAACAACUGAAAAGGGAAAAAAUCACAAUAAAAGAUUUAUUAUUGGAUGAAAGUCAAUUAAAAUUAUAUGAUUAUCCUAUAACAAAAGAAGAUGAUAGUUGGUCAGAAACUAUAACACCAAUUGAUGAAACAAGAGAUUCUAAAAUAUUUGCAUUAGAUUGUGAAUUUUGUAAAGCAGGAAAUCUUCAAGUUUUAACAAGAAUUUCAUUAAUUGAUUUUGAAGGUCAAGUUGUAUUUGAUAAAUUAGUUAAACCUGAACAAGAAAUAACUGAUUAUGUUACAAAAUAUUCAGGUAUAACAGAAGAAUUAUUAAAAGAUGUUACUGCGACUAUACAAGAUAUUCAGUUAUUAUUUUUAUCAACAGUUUUUAAAUAUGAUAUAUUAGUUGGUCAUUCUUUAGAAUCUGAUUUAAAAGUAAUGAAAAUUAUUCAUAAAAAUAUUGUUGAUACUGCAGUAAUUUAUGAACAUAAUAGAGGACCACCAUCAAAACCUUCAUUAAGAUGGUUAGCUAGUAAUUUCUUAGCAAGAGACAUUCAAUUAGGUGAAGAUAAUGGAAAAGGUCAUUCAUCAAUUGAAGAUUCAAUCACUUGUUUAGAUUUAGUAAAAUUGAAAAUUAUAGAAGGUAAACGUUUUGGUACAAAUUUAAAUGAAAUGUCAAUAUUUGAAAAACUUCAUAAAACGAAAAAUAUUCUUCACAAUCAAGAUUAUUUCCUUCAAAAUACGUUUCAGUCCAUCAUCCUAGCUCAUGAUAAAACUUUAGAAUCCUGUACGACAUCGGAUUAUGUCAUAAAAUAUGAUGUAAAUGAUGAUGAAAAAUUAAUACAAUAUUAUAAUGAAUGUUUAUUAAAAAUUCCUGAGUUUUUAGUAAUUCAAUUAAAAGAUUUAGAAUAUAAUUUAAAAUGGUCAAUACCUUCAAAAAAUUACAAUGGAGAAUUAGAUUAUGAUAUAAAUGAAUCCAAAAAAAGAAUAAAUUCAAAACUCGCUAAUAUAUAUGAACGAUUACCAACAAAUACUUUAUUUUUAGUUUUUUCUCAACUGAAAGAUCCAACUCGAAUGAAUAAUUUGCAAAAAAUUAAAAACAAGUUUCAAUAUUUAGAAAGAAAUGAUAAAUUAGAUUUGGAAAAAUUAUCAAAAGAAGAAAUAUGGGAUCAAGAUAAAGCUGAUGAAUUAUAUAAUGCUACUAGUCUUGCUAGAGAAUCUUUAUUGUUUAUGAAUGUUAAAACAGAAAAUGAAAACUCAUGA
This is a messenger RNA of Lodderomyces pseudojiufengensis, 1995 nucleotides long. RefSeq lists its product as uncharacterized. The coding region runs from base 1 to 1995 and encodes 664 amino acids. The transcript has a single exon. Gene Ontology annotation, cellular component: nucleus. The record is from RefSeq and is a predicted model, not a curated record. Gene Ontology annotation, molecular function: nucleic acid binding; exonuclease activity. NCBI's taxonomy places the organism in Eukaryota, Fungi, Ascomycota, Pichiomycetes, Serinales, Debaryomycetaceae.